AGAGCCAAAGCCUGUGUCUUUGGAUUAACAAAAUAAACAAACUCAAAGAAAGGUGAAGGCUGUUACACUCUUCCCUCUGUGGAAGUUGCUGUCUUGGGUUCUCUCAGAUAGCCUUCAUUUGUGGGCAAAGGAAGAAGCUUUUUUCUUUAGGAGAGUGAGCGUGAGAGAUAGAGAUUUGGGUUGAUCAGGAUGAGCAGCGUUGGUGGUGAUUCCAUGGAGACUCAAUACAUAAGGAAGCACCAUAGGCAUGAGCCCAGAGAGAACCAGUGCACUUCUGCUCUGGUCAGGCAUGUCAAAGCCCCUGUGCAUCUUGUAUGGUCAUUGGUCAGGAGAUUUGAUCAACCGCAGAAGUACAAGCCCUUUGUUAGCAGGUGCGUCAUGAAGGGGGACCUUGGCAUUGGGAGUCUUAGAGAAGUGAAUGUUAAAUCUGGUCUACCAGCAACUACCAGCACUGAGAGACUGGAGCUUCUUGAUGACGAUGAGCACAUUCUUGGCAUCAGGAUCGUUGGUGGUGAUCAUAGGCUCAGGAAUUACUCUUCAAUUAUUACCGUCCAUCCUGAGGUAAUUGAAGGAAGACCAGGGACGCUAGUUAUUGAAUCCUUUGUGGUGGAUGUGCCUGAUGGAAACACUAAGGAUGAGACAUGCUACUUUGUUGAGGCCCUGAUCAGGUGCAACCUCAAGUCGUUGGCUGAUGUCUCAGAGAGGAUGGCCGUCCAGGAUCGAACAGAACCCAUCAAUCAUUAGUGCAUUUGAAGGACAAAACAGGAGUGCGAUGACUAUAGUUAUUCCAGUUGUCGUUUUCGUCUCAGAUGCUGUGUAGAGUUUAGUAGGUACUUUCCAUCCAUUCACAGAAGUUUUGGGAACAUUGCUGGUUUUUGCAUUUCUGAUCGAUGAAGAUCCUUCUCUCUUCCAACUGCUCUUGGAUAGUCUCUUCCUCUAAAAAGGAUGCCUGUGGUUCCUCGUACUUUUGUUUGAAGGAUGGACUUUGUAGGUUGAUAUAAGCUCUCCAUGAUUGGGAAGGGAAUUUACUGUGAAUUUUAUUUUUCAUGGUGGUUUUGUGCAUGGUGGUACAAUGUUAGUAUGACUGCUCUGUAAUAUUUGUCUUGGCAAAGAGAUGGUAUCUAUGGCUGGGGUUUUCAUCUUGUAGCGCAGGAAGGAUAUUCAGGGG
Molecule: messenger RNA, 1168 nt
Organism: Argentina anserina (silverweed cinquefoil)
Lineage: Eukaryota; Viridiplantae; Streptophyta; Magnoliopsida; Rosales; Rosaceae
Product: abscisic acid receptor PYL3
Exons: 3
Coding region: 190-744 (184 amino acids)
Biological process (GO): abscisic acid-activated signaling pathway
Cellular component (GO): nucleus; cytoplasm
Molecular function (GO): abscisic acid binding; protein phosphatase inhibitor activity; signaling receptor activity
Source: RefSeq, a predicted model, not a curated record